GAGGAUAAUGAGACAGAAUAUUUACAUGAUUAUAUAACUUUGAACAAUUUGGAGGAUUACGAAAAAUAUUUGCAAGAUAAUGAUAAUGAUUUGACAAAUUCAGAAAAUAAUACAAAGCAGAAUACCCAAGAAUACAAACUAUUUGAGAGCCAAUCACAAUCUUUUAAAAGAUUUAAUGAAAAAUACGGGUCGUCACCACCAAAAAAACAAAGACUGCAUGAAGAUAAACGUAUAGAAUCUUAUAUGAAUAUAGAUAAUUGUAAUGAAUCAGACCAAGAGGAUCAAGAACCAAAUUCAGAUAUAGAAACUGACAAUGAUGAUAUAAUAGAGUCAAGGUUAACACCACCUUUACCUCUAAAUGAAGAGGAAUUAUCCAAUAAAGAAUUAUUAUCCAAUAAUAAAGGAUCUGAAGAACUUAAUUAUGAACUUCAAGGAAUUUCAAGUGAAUUUGAAGCUGCUGUUUGGUUAGCAAAACAUCCACGUGUACUUGAGUUAGCAUUUGAGAUGUACAAUGCAAUGUUACAAACUUUAGAAAAUUCUCAAGAAUCUUCACCAAAAUUAAAGUUUUCAUUGAAACUUGAAGCAAAAGCAUUAUUUUUAAGAACAAAAAAUAAUACUCCUGCAUUGUAUACUAAAUUAGCAUCUGCUGUAUGUGGUAUCUCCAAAGUUAACAAGCAGAUACUAGCAUUAAUUAAGAAGGUUGGUAGUUGCUUUGAUGAUUAUCAUUAUCGCCUCCUUGCAAAGCUUCGAAAGAGAGCUGAUGAAUGUUUGAAUCAAUUUGGUAAUAUUGCUCCUACUAAUGCCCAACUUCUAGACUUUAUUUCUGAGAAUAUAUGGUGUGAGAUACUUUCUCAAUUUCUUGAAGCAACAGAACAGCCUGCUCUUCGUCAUAAUAAAAGAAUAUGGAAUGCCUUGGGUAAUUUUGUUCGAGAAGCCAUUAAGAAAAUUAUUAUUUCAAAAAUAGAGGAAACUGAUAUGAAAGUAGCACUUCGUAGUUGUGAUGCAAUUACUGUUAACUUGCCAAUUCCAACUGUACUUGGUGUUGUCACUCGUUUGCUAGUUCAAGAUUUAUUAAAAUGUAAAACCG
Racocetra fulgida is the source of this 1087-nucleotide messenger RNA. The record is from the annotation of a GenBank genome assembly. Lineage: Eukaryota; Fungi; Glomeromycota; Glomeromycetes; Diversisporales; Gigasporaceae.